AUAGAUUAAAUAGAAGACUCAUAAAAAUUUGAUAGUUUAGGGGAUUAUUUUGAAUAUGUAAAAGGUAAUUAUCAUUUGUCAGAAUCCUUUCCAGUAUAGUUUGAAUUCUCCAUAUCUUAGCACAUCAUUCAGGUAUAAGUGGAUUUCCUAAAUUUUCAGUUCUAGAAAAUUCGUCUAAAAAGGAGAUGAACGCCCAAUUGAAUUCCACACCGAGUUUCAUCCAAGAAAACGGCACCGAAAGUGAUUCCGACACGAACACUGACGAUUCGCCGGAAUAUUACCAGCCAAUCUCUUCCAUCGCUGAUGACGACGAUGCACAGAUCUCCGAUCAGCGUCCAAAUCCUGUUCAAAACUCCGAUGAUGAAGAGCCCGACGAAUCUAAUCAUUUUCAUCGACUCCCCAACGGUUAUGCGCAUUGUGUGGAGAACGGAAUAUCAUCACUGGAUCUGAGCGACGGGGAAGAAGAUGAAUGUAAAAGUGAGGUUGAAGAAGAGGAGGAGGGAAUAAGAGCGGCGUCUGAUAAUGCUGCGCAGAGAGCGCUCAGAGAGGACGAGAGCCGCCGCAAUGCUCCGUUGACGGAGGAGAAUGCAACGAGAGUGAUGGAAGCCAUGCGUAGGGUUUCUUUUGGUGGAGUGGCUCCUAAUUGGACCAGUGAAGUACCUGAGGAUCAGUGGAUCGAACAUCUACGAAGAUUGAGAGAACCACCAGCUAAUGCCUCCACGAACUGAAACUUUGAAUCUGCCAUUAAUUGUUAAUUGCCUCAACUUUACGGAUUUAAUCUUUUUGCUGUAGCGGCUGAUCUGCGUGUGCUAGUUAUUGUCGUUAAUUUGAUUCGACUUUUCAGUGA
Messenger RNA from Nicotiana tabacum (common tobacco), 847 nucleotides. RefSeq lists its product as uncharacterized. NCBI's taxonomy places the organism in Eukaryota, Viridiplantae, Streptophyta, Magnoliopsida, Solanales, Solanaceae. The record is from RefSeq and is a predicted model, not a curated record.